GUCUGCCUCCAAUCAGAUUGGAGAACGCCGAGGCGGCUGCUCCAAAGCUUCCGCCAGCUGUGAAGUCAGGGCUCGCUCUGCGCACGCGCAAAUUCCACUGGCGGCGCCUUUCUGGCAAGUCGGAACGGAAAGGAGGUGGAACGUGUUCUAUUUCCGGUCGGGGGCGUGCAUGGCAGAAGGAGGCAGGUUGAGUUGCUGAGCGUUUUGGCCUUUUCAUCCAUGUCUCUUGUGUUUAAAUAUCUCCUUCUGAUAGGAGGCUCUUGAGGACCUCUUCCCACCAUGGAGGCGGACGAGGAGAUGGAAAAGGUCCGCAUCCUCAACGGAGAGCCUCCGGAGGGUGAGGCGGAGGACCCGUCGGCAGCGGCGGAGGCUCUGCUGGGCUCUCCGAAGGUCCCCCUGAGCGGCGCCUGGCGACACAAGUGCGCCUCCUACGUGCUGGCCCUGCGGCCCUGGAGCUUCAGCGCCUCCUUGACCCCCGUGGCCCUGGGCAGCGCCUUGGCCUACCGCUCCAGAGGCUCCUUGGACCCGGGGCUGCUGGUGGGCAGCGCCAUCACCGUCUUGGCCGUCCACGGGGCGGGGAACCUGGUCAACACCUAUUACGACUUCUCCAAGGGCAUUGACCACAAAAAGAGCGAUGACCGGACGCUGGUGGACCGCAUCCUGGAGCCCCAGGAUGUCGUGAGGUUCGGGGUCUUCCUCUACACCUUGGGCUGCCUCUCCGCCGCCGGCCUGUACUGCCUCUCCACCCUCAAGCUGGAGCAUUUGGCCCUCAUCUACUUCGGAGGCCUUUCCAGCUCUUUUUUGUAUACUGGAGGCAUCGGCUUCAAGUACGUGGCCCUGGGCGACCUGGUGAUCCUGAUCACCUUUGGCCCCUUGGCGGUGAUGUUUGCGCACGCCGUGCAGGUGGGCUACCUGUCGGUCUCCCCGCUGCUCUACGCCGUUCCCUUGGCCCUCAGCACGGAGGCCAUCCUGCACAGCAACAACACCCGGGACAUGGAGUCGGACCGCCAGGCCGGCAUCGUCACCCUGGCCAUCCUGAUCGGGCCCACCUUCUCCUACGUCCUCUACAACAGCCUCCUCUUCCUGCCCUACCUCAUCUUCUGCCUCCUGGCCACCCGCUACACCAUCAGCAUGGCCCUGCCCUUGCUCACCAUGCCCAUGGCCUUCUCCCUGGAGCGCCAGUUCCGCAGCCAGAGCUUCCUCAAGAUCCCCCAAAGGACCGCCAAGCUCAACCUCCUCUUGGGCCUCUUCUACGUCUUUGCCAUCCUCUUGGCCCCCCCGGGGAGCCUCCCCAAGCUUUGAGGACCAUCCAGGCCAUCUUCUCCUCCUCCUCCUAUCCGGUCUUCAUCCAGGAGAAGUCUUUCCCGAGACAGUGGGAUUCAGGGUCACUUUGUGGAACCAUCCUGAACCUUGCCUCAAUGCGUUUUCAAUGGAGAAGACGUCUCGUUUACUAAUUUUUCAUUUAGGACUGCAACUCCCGUCCAUCUUAUCCAGGCUGGGACUGAUGGGAGUUGUAGUCUGACAGCGUCUGGAAAGAUUAUGCAUCCGACUAAGGGAGAUUCUUCAAACUAGAUGUCUCGAGGGCUUAUUUUUCACCCUUUCUAAUAUUUUUCUCAUAUAUAUACACACACAUAUAUAUUUACAUAUAUAUAUAUGUAUAUGUGAGGGAGAUUCUUCAAACUAGAUGUCUUGAGGGCUUAUUUUGCACCCUUUCUAAUAUUUUUUUCAUAUAUUUACAUAUGUGUAUAUAUAUAUAUGUACAUGUAUAUAUGUAAAUAUGAGGGAGGAGGGAGAUUCUUCAAACUAGAUCUCUCAAGGGCUUAUUUUGCACCCUUUCUAAUAUUUUUCUCAUAUAUAUCUAUAUAUAUAUAUAUAUAUAUAUAUAUAUAUAUAUAUAUAUAUAUACACACACACACACACAUACAUAUAUAUUUACAUAUAUACAUAUAUAUGUAUAUGUAUGUAUAUAUGUAUGUAUAUGUAUAUAUGUAAAUAUGAGGGUUGAGGGAGAUUCUUCAAACUAGAUGUCUCAAGGGCUUAUUUUGCACCCUUUCUGAUAUUUUUCUUAUAUAUAUGUGUGUAUAUGUAUAUGUAUAUAUGAGGGAGGAGGGAGAUUCUUCAAACUAGAUCUCUUGAGGGCUUAUUUUGCAGCCUUUCUAAUAAUUUUCAUAUAUAUAUAUCUCAUAUGUAUAUAUAUAUAUAUGAGAAAAACAUACACGCACACACACAUAUAUAUACGUAUACAUGGAGAAAUAAUCUUUGAGGUCGGAGGGAAAUAACUUCUGAAUCUUCAUGUUUUAAAGGUUAACUUUGCACACUUCUAAUGUAUAUAUAUUUAAAAAUUGGCAUUGUAAGGUGGGUUUGCCCCAUGCCUUGCUAGAUAAUAAAGACCACUUGUUGAAAUGCA
Messenger RNA from Anolis carolinensis (green anole), 2407 nucleotides. It is a transcript of the gene ubiad1, whose product is annotated as UbiA prenyltransferase domain containing 1. Gene Ontology annotation, cellular component: endoplasmic reticulum; Golgi membrane. The transcript has 3 exons. Lineage: Eukaryota; Metazoa; Chordata; Lepidosauria; Squamata; Anolidae. Gene Ontology annotation, molecular function: prenyltransferase activity. The record is from RefSeq and is a predicted model, not a curated record. The coding region runs from base 280 to 1302 and encodes 340 amino acids. Gene Ontology annotation, biological process: vitamin K biosynthetic process; menaquinone biosynthetic process.